AUGUUUUGUUUAUUCGUCAGUAUUUGGCAUAAAUUCAAUGACAAAGAUAAUUACGGAUUAGCCGCUCUUCAUAAUGCAGCAAAAUAUAAUAAUAAAGAAACAGCAGCACUUCUUCUUUCAAAUCAUGCAAAAAUCAACGAAAAAGAUAAAAAGGAAAAAACAACUCUUCAUUAUGCUGCAGAAUUUAAUAAUCAAGAAACAGUAGAGCUGCUUCUUUCAAAUCAUGCAAAAAUCAACGAAAAAGAUAAAAAGGAAAAAACAACUCUUCAUUAUGCUGCAGAAUUUAAUAAUCAAGAAACAGUAGAGCUGCUUCUUUCAAAUCAUGCAAAAAUCAACGAAAAAGAUAAAAAGGAAAAAACAACUCUUCAUUAUGUCGCAGAAUAUAAUAAUAAAGAAACCACAGAAAUUCUUCUUUCAUAUGGUGCAAAAGUCAACGAAUAUGAUAAUUCGGAAGUCACAUCUCUUAAUAAUGCAGCAAAAUAUAAUAAUAAAGAAACAGUAGAACUGCUUCUUUCGCACGGUGCAAAAGUCAAUUGGGCAGUGAACUUUGCUCAAAAAGAAAUGGUAUAA
Trichomonas vaginalis G3 is the source of this 570-nucleotide messenger RNA. Its product is annotated as cyclin-dependent kinase inhibitor 2C-related family. Gene Ontology annotation, molecular function: protein binding. NCBI's taxonomy places the organism in Eukaryota, Parabasalia, Trichomonadida, Trichomonadidae. The record is from RefSeq and is a predicted model, not a curated record. The transcript has a single exon. The coding region runs from base 1 to 570 and encodes 189 amino acids. Gene Ontology annotation, cellular component: nucleus. Gene Ontology annotation, biological process: regulation of gene expression.